This is a messenger RNA of Baudoinia panamericana UAMH 10762, 965 nucleotides long. RefSeq lists its product as uncharacterized. The record is from RefSeq and is a predicted model, not a curated record. The transcript has a single exon. The coding region runs from base 426 to 830 and encodes 134 amino acids. NCBI's taxonomy places the organism in Eukaryota, Fungi, Ascomycota, Dothideomycetes, Mycosphaerellales, Teratosphaeriaceae.
AGCCAGUCCGCAUCUCGGUUGUCGCAACGGUGUCUUAAGCGACAGGAUCCCACUGCCCUUGCUUACGGAUAUGAUGCUACUGUCCCCAUGGCGUGGUCUGCCGUGAGUGCCAGAACGGAGUAUGAUUGCUCCCCAGCCGUUAUGUCCUUCUCAGCUUCUUGUCUGUCGAUCAGCAGCCCAGAAAGAUCCGCGAAAGGCAUGCUAGUUUGACGCCAUGACGGUCGGAAGGGUUGUCACUAUCGGGGGACGCCUCCGGAGACUCCAUGAAACAUGGUAUAAUCCUAUGUAGGCUGAUGAAGCCUUCGCCACCCUCGCAGUGAAAACAGCGUCACCGCAAGCUCAGAGGACCCUCUGCACAUCCCAUUCUCAAAACGUGAAGAAAAUACGACGAACCCAGAAUCCAGCAUUGUAACUUGGGUCGUGACAUGUCGGCAAUUAUUGCUGGCUGGGAGAAGCUGAAUUGUAUCAGGUCGCGGUAUGGAAAGGCUAUCUCCAUGUUGUGCAGAGCUGGUGGCGGCACAUCUCCAAGCGCACCCGUCCUCAAGGCUAGAGCGGAAUUGGGAAGUGGAUGGAGGAUACAGACAACGAAGGCAAUGCUCACUCCGGAAGGUGGCGCGGAAGAUGUUCAGACGGACAGGCCGAGCGAGGCGUUCAACGUCGAACACCAUCACGCAUCGGAAGACGAAUCAGACGUGGAUCCGGAGGUGGCUGCCGCAGAGUACACUGCCAACAAUGCUGCGAACCUCAAGCCGUUUAUCAGAUCGGGCUUGAAAAAAAUUUGCAAACAUAAGGUCCCGUUCCGUCUCCUUGCCACAAGCUUUCAUCCAUAAGAAUGCUGAAGGAGCACAACACGACUCCCAUGACCGGUGUCUGGAAGAAGAUGUGGCGCGGGCUGUCAGUGAGCGACAAGCUUGCUCUCGAGCAGCAGAUCGUUUAUACGGUUCAUGUAUGCACUCUGAGCGACG